Musa acuminata AAA Group (dessert banana) is the source of this 2958-nucleotide messenger RNA. RefSeq names its product CBL-interacting protein kinase 1-like. Bases 1309 to 2610 code for a protein of 433 amino acids. The record is from RefSeq and is a predicted model, not a curated record. Gene Ontology annotation, molecular function: ATP binding; protein serine/threonine kinase activity. Lineage: Eukaryota; Viridiplantae; Streptophyta; Magnoliopsida; Zingiberales; Musaceae. The transcript is spliced from 15 exons. Gene Ontology annotation, biological process: signal transduction; protein phosphorylation.
UCGGCGCAGAUUGUGCCGCGUAGGGGCGACAACAGGGCGGUGUGGGAAUCUUAAAGCUACCUCCAAAUUAAGUGUGAUUCUUGAUUUCCAUGUAGUGCACUGCACUAUCUUCAAUGGAGAUGUAUCAAAAUCGAUCAGAAAUGUGAAUUAUUAAUAGAACCUACCGAGUUAUAUUUCUUGACCAUUUUGUUUGAAUUUUCCUGAUAUUGAAAACAAAAAAAUAAAAGCUUGAAGUGGGCAGUCUUUUGCCCUUUUCCUAUAAGCAAUCAACAUAAGAUAGAUUUGAUCAUUUGAAACAUAUAUUGGGUCUUUUUCUCACCAUUUGACCUCUUUGAGAAUUGUGGUUACCUAAUCAUAUCUUUAAGAUAGUAUCAGACAGAGCAUGUUAUGAGUUGGAUUGCUGCUACGACUCUUGUAGCUAUCCUUUUCAUGUCCGGCACAAUAGAAGAUGAUAAAAUUGGAUCUAUAUGGCACAUACAUUUAGGAAUACCUUAGAAUUGGAUCUUUUUAUCACAUACAUUUAGGUCAGGUUAGGAAUAGCUUAAUGAGAAUUAGGAGAGAUAUAGAAUUGAAAACAGGUAUCUAAAUGGAGUUUAAUAAGUUGGUUAGUCAAAUUUGGUAGGCUCUGUUCAUUUGUCAUUCCUAUCCACAUGUGGAAUUGAACACCAGAUUGAAGGGAUUAAUCCAAACGCACUAAAUUCCAAAGAGAAGACAAGUUUUGCAGGAAUUGAAGCCUUGAGUUGAUAUAAUUCAGGUCUGGUACAUUAUAACUACAACUAGAAGCAUAGUACUUCUGUCAUAUGUGAAUAAUAAUAAUAAUGCAAUCCAUUUGUUUAUCCUCAACUUGCACUCACAAAGUGGCUCAUCUAGUUGGCUGAUUCCCUUGUGAUCCUUUGACUUAAUUAGUCAUCAUUACAGAAAACCCCAUUAUGGAUGAUGGAUAAAUGACAAGAAUAGUAUUCUUUAUUAAGAAAAGAGAUCAUUAUUUUUCUUUUGAUAGAAUAGAAGAGGUGGCCAUCAUCUAACCAAUGGCUUCCAUUGAUGAGUGAAAGGUUGACUUCAGAGAGGUGGGGAGGGAGAUCCAUCGAUUGGACUUCCUGUGCUUUCAUUGCCAAGUUGUGUGUGCUUGAGAUGAUGGCAUGUUGUUACGGACAGCCUUGACUCCCUGCCCGAUUCGUGUAUCCUAAUCCUUUUACCGGAUGUACUAAUUACGAGGGGAGAUGAUAGGAAGCAUGACAGCAACACAGGGCAAGGAAGAGCCUCUUCUACGUCCCCUGUUAAUUCCAUCCUCCGGAGGACGCAGCGUCCAUGGUGAAGGAAGGACGAGAAGGGGCAGCGCCAGUGCUGGGGAAGUACGAGCUUGGGAGGACGCUGGGAGAGGGCAACUUCGGCAAGGUGAAGCACGCCAGGCACGUGGAGACCGGGGAAACCUUCGCCGUCAAGAUCCUCGACCGCAAGCGCAUCCUUUCCCUGAAGGUCGACGACCAGAUCAAGCGGGAGAUUGCCACCUUGAAGCUGCUGAAGCAUCCCAACGUCGUCCGCUUACAUGAGGUAUCAGCAAGCAAAACCAAGAUUUACAUGGUCCUGGAGUUCGUUAAUGGUGGCGAGUUGUUCGACAAAAUUUUGAAGGGAAAGCUUUCAGAGGAAGAAGGAAGGAGGCUUUUCCAGCAGUUGAUUGAUGCUGUCAGCUACUGCCAUGAUAAGGGUGUUUACCACAGGGAUUUGAAGCCAGAAAAUGUGCUUGUAGAUGCAAAAGGAGACAUAAAGAUUUCAGAUUUUGGCCUCAGUGCUUUACCUCAGCAUCUUGGGAAUGAUGGUUUGUUGCACACAACAUGUGGAAGCCCAAACUACAUUGCUCCUGAGGUCCUCUCCAAUCGAGGUUACGAUGGCUCGAGGUCAGAUAUCUGGUCUUGUGGUGUCAUCCUCUAUGUCAUCCUCACUGGCUUUCUCCCUUUCGAUGACCGGAAUCUCGCUGUUCUUUAUCAGAAGAUCUCGAAGGGAGAAACCGAGAUCCCCAAGUGGCUCUCUCCUGGCGCUCAAAACAUUUUGAAAAGAAUUCUUGAUCCAAAUCCUAUAAUGCGAAUAAAUAUGGCGGGAAUCAAAGCAGAUGACUGGUUCAAGCAAGAUUAUGCACCUAUUGUUCCAAAUGAUGAUGACGACGACAAAGAUGUAGAUAGUCUUUAUGCUUCUCUUUGCAUUAAAGAGCAUAAUGUGCCAGAUGAAGAUAGAACUUCAUCUAGUCAUAUCAAUGCAUUUCAGCUGAUUGGAAUGUCUUCAUCACUUGACCUUUCUGGAUUCUUUGAGAACGAGGAUGUAUCCGAAAGGAAAAUUAGGUUCACAUCGAACCAUGCGCCAAAACAUCUGUUCAACAAGAUUGAGGACAUUGCUACAGAAAUGGGGCUUCAGGCUCACAGGGGACCUGGCAAAUUGAAAGUUACCCAGAAGCACGACCCAAAGAGCCCCGGGAGCACUGGCUCACUCUCUGUUGCUGCAGAGGUGUUUGAGCUGAGUCCAUCUUUGUAUGUUGUGGAACUGAGGAAGUCACAAGGUGAUUCUUCAUUGUACAGAAAGAUGUGUGCAAAGCUAUCAGAGAAUUUGGGUGACUGUUAGGGACAACAGCAGCUUUAGGAGGCCAAGAUGUCAGCAGCCAUGAAGAGGAGGUGCCUCCUGCUGUGUUGUAACCCAAUGAGGCUUUGUAGCAUUAGGUGCAGGAAUGUAUGCUUGGAAUAACUGAAAAAGUGUAGAUAAGAAAGCAUCCUUGGAGGAUGUUGUGAUGGGCUUGUGUUGGAUACGGUGAGUAUGAUUUUCUUUUUUCCCUCUCUCUUCUUUUUAGCAUUAAUUGUUAUCCUCCGCAAAGAGGGGAAGAGUUCGCAUAAAAAAUUGUUUGUAUUAUGCUCCUCGAUAGCGAGGAGAUUCAUUCAUAUAUGUGACGACCAAAGCAACAGUUAAGUGUGCUAA